CGCUUCCUCUGCAAAACCCGAACCAAACUUCGUGGAUCUCGCUUGGUCUCCGCCCCGGUUUAGGAAUUAAUUGCUUCCUAGCUGGAAAAGGUGUGUCCGUGAUGGCGAGUGUGCUGUCCAGGAGGCUGGGGAAACGGUCGCUGUUGGGUGCCCGCAUUUCUGCACCCCCUUUGCUGGGGGAUGGGAUGCUGAUGACAGCUCAGGUUCAUCCCCUGCAGCCAGAACACACCAGAGCAUCUUCACAUCAGAGCAUCCUUUCAUAUGAGGAUGGACACUUCAAGGAACAUGUUGAAGCCUCUGGCAAUCAGAACCAAAAUUGGCCAGUGCUACAACCUGGCCAAAAGGUAUACGUCUUUUACAAUGGGCAAGAAAGUGCUGGGCUGGUGGAGUACCAUGACCCGGUCAGUCACGAAGUGAAGGUGUUGCUCCCAGAAAAAGGUUUUUAUGUCACUAGGAAAGAUGACGAAGUGAGACUGGCUGAAGUUAUGAUGUCACCUCUCCCCAAACUGGAGAUGGAUCUUGGAACCCCUACAACAAUGGAUUAUAGCCCGGUUCCUGUGGUGAUGGAGCAUUGCACCUCUGCAGCAGACAUUGCUGUGACAUCUGCUUUGAGAUCGGUUUCUAGGAGUAUUGAUGUACCAAAAAGGAAACCAGAUGCUGCCGUAGAGAUGGAUGAGAUGAUGGCAGCAAUGGUGUUAACCAGCUUAUCCUGUAGCCCUGUGGUGCAGAGUCCCCCUAACAAUGAGGCCAGCAUCUCUACAUCCCAAGCAACCUGCGAUGCCUGGAAAGAAAGUGGUGACAUGUCAGAUGGCGGGAGCAGUACCACAAGUGGGCACUGGAGUGGCAUCUCCACCCCUUCUCCCCCACACUCAGAGGCCAGCCCCAAGUACUCGAACGAGGCCUUCAGUUCUCCUCGGGCUGAUGAUGGCUUUGAAACGGACUCGGAUCCCUUUCUCUUUGAAGAGCCUGCUCCAAGGAAAAGGAAGGUUCGAAGCCGGUCUUUGAGUUUCAGUGAACAGCCACCCCCGCCUCCAGUGCUGAAAUCCCAGCUGAUUGUUGCAUCCCCCCCAAGAGCACCCAGUGGCACUAGAAAAGUCCGUGGCGAAGCCAAGAAGUGCCGCAAAGUUUAUGGCAUCGAGCACCGAGAUCAGUGGUGCACAGCCUGCCGAAGAACUUCAGAAUUUGUCAGAAAAUGUGUCUCCAUCUCAGUGGACAAAGGAGGAUUGGCAGAGCUGAUGAUUGAGAUGAUUGUUUCAGCUUUUGCAACAAAACACUGGAAAAGGUUACUUGGCAGUUACCUUAUUUAUUCUAUAUCUCCUUCUUUCAUCAUUCCCUGCAGAGAUGGUGCCAACUCUGACCAGAGAAAACGAGAAGAGGAUUUCUACUACACUGAGAUGCAAGUGAAGGAGGAGGCACUUCCGGAAUCAUUAGUAGUUGCCCCUAAUCCCACUGCAGGUUCCUCUCCUAUUGUGAUCCAACAGGCUGCCUCUCAGCCCGAGCCUCUCAUUCUGGAUCAGGCAACCCCCUUGGAGCCUCAUCUGCCCAGCAGUGCCCUCAGCCAGUCGGCCCCCAGUUCUUUCUGGCACAUCCAGGCUGACCAUGCAUACCAGGCUCUGCCAUCUAUUCAGAUUCCUGUAUCCCCGCACAUAUUCACCAGCAUUAGCUGGGCUGCUGCAACCUCAACCAUCCCCACUCUUUCACCG
Molecule: messenger RNA, 1703 nt
Organism: Thamnophis sirtalis
Lineage: Eukaryota; Metazoa; Chordata; Lepidosauria; Squamata; Natricidae
Source: RefSeq, a predicted model, not a curated record